Molecule: messenger RNA, 689 nt
Organism: Hyposmocoma kahamanoa
Lineage: Eukaryota; Metazoa; Arthropoda; Insecta; Lepidoptera; Cosmopterigidae
Product: integumentary mucin C.1-like
Exons: 2
Coding region: 114-626 (170 amino acids)
Source: RefSeq, a predicted model, not a curated record
UUUCAAAUCAUAAUGUUAAUUCCAACAGAAUAAUUCGGUAUAGUCGAGAAAAAGGGGCUAUAUUUGGAUCUAAUCACUUCGAUCCGUUGGCAAAUGAUUUUUUCUUUACUGACAUGGCAAAAAAGAAAAAAAUGAUAGAAAUAAAAAAGAAAAUAAAAGAAUCCAACGAAUAUACAGAUACCUCAUUAACUACACGGAAAACUAAGACACCUACAACAGUUAUAACAAUAAUACCUACAACAACAACAACACCUACAACAACUACAGCUCGUACAACAACAACAACACAUACAAUAAUAACCUCUACAACUACAGUUCGUACAUCAACAACACCUACAACAACAACAACGCCUACAACAACAUCACCUACAACCUCAACGCCUACAACAAUAUCACCUAUAACAACUGUAAUUAUUACUACAGAACCUUUAACAAAAAUUACGAAAGAUGGUAUAACAACAACUAUACCACUAAUAACAUCAACACCUGCACCACUACUAUUAGGAAUUUUGGCUAAAGAUAAUUUGUAUAUGGACAACAUAAAAAAUGUUUUAGAGCCACGAACUACUUUUACAGUUAACUGGCAAACGAGAACAAUUAAGAGCUUCCGUAAAGUGAUGCUUUGAAUAAUAUCAAUAAUGAAGGAAAGUGAAGCAUUUCUACAAAAACCAAUAAAUCUUAUUACAACU